Trematomus bernacchii (emerald rockcod) is the source of this 3206-nucleotide messenger RNA. Its product is annotated as monocarboxylate transporter 12-B-like. NCBI's taxonomy places the organism in Eukaryota, Metazoa, Chordata, Actinopteri, Perciformes, Nototheniidae. Gene Ontology annotation, biological process: monocarboxylic acid transport; transmembrane transport. The record is from RefSeq and is a predicted model, not a curated record. Gene Ontology annotation, molecular function: monocarboxylic acid transmembrane transporter activity.
AAAGGACUGGACCUCGACCUGACGACCCCGACAUGGAUCUUUAUCACUCCACUGCGUUUUGAUCUGAACCUGAGGAAGAGCGUCGGUGGCUCCAGUGAUGGCUGCUGGGAGGAGGGAGGGAGGCUGGGGCCUGGGUGGAUCGUCGGCUGCUUCAUGGUGACCGUCUGCACCAGGGCUGUGACCAGGUGCAUCUCCAUCUUCUUCCUGGAGUUUCAGGCUGAGUUCGGAGCAGACUACGCAGCGACGGCCUGGAUCCACAGCCUGGUGGACUGCACCACCAUGUUGUGUGCUCCUGUUGGCAGUCUGGUGGGGAACCGGUGGUCCCCUCGGGUGGCGGUGAUGGGGGGGGGGCUCCUCUCCUCCGUCGGGCUGCUGCUCAGCUCCUUCUCCAACAGCCUGGAGCUGCUGUACCUCACCAUGGGGGUCCUGACAGGCCUGGGCUUCGCGCUCUGCUACACGCCGGCCAUAGCGAUGGUGGGCUGUUACUUCGGGCGCAGGCAGGCGCUGGCGUACGGGCUGGCCAUGUCGGGCUCAGGCAUCGGGACCUUCGUGCUGGCGCCGGCGGUGCAGCUGCUGAUCGAGCGGUACUCCUGGAGGGGGGCGCUGCUGGUGCUGAGCGCCUUCGUGGCCAAUCUGUGCGUCUGUGGGGCGCUGAUGCGACCAAUCACAGCGCAGGAGGAGGACGAGGAAGAAGGGGAGAAACCAGGACUCGUCUCAGACGCUGAGCUCGCCCUGAAGCUCAGAGAGUCGGAUGACAUCAUCAAGUCUCCAGAAACCACCAUCGCCCCCCCGUCGGCGCAGAGGAGGCGCUGCUUCACUUCCUGCUUCCUGUCCAGCGAGGAGUUCCGCUUCCUGUUGCUGCCGGACUUCCUGUGCCUGGCCGUGUCCUUCCUGUUCCUGGCCAGCGGCUGCAGCCUCCCCUUCGUGUACCUGGUCCCCUACGCGCUGAGCGCCGGCGUCAGACACCAGCAGGCGGCGUUCCUCAUGUCCAUCCUCGGGGUUCUGGACAUCGUGGGGAACGUCACCUUCGGGUGGCUCACCGACAGGAGGUGUCUGAAGGCGUACCGGCUGCCGUGCUACGUGCUAGCGGUAGCGAUGGAGGGUCUCUGCUGCCUCUUCGUCCCGCUGCUGCGAUCCUUCCAGCUUCUCGUUCCCUUCGCCGUUCUCUACGGAUACUUCGACGGCGCCUACGUGGCUCUGAUCCCGGUGGUGAUCUCGGACGUGGUCGGAGCGCCGUACCUUUCCUCUGCGCUCGGAGUGGUUUACUUCCUGCACGCCAUCCCCUACCUGCUCAGCCCGCCGGUCGGAGGUUGGCUCGUGGACGUCACAGGAAGUUACUCUCCGACGUUCUUCCUCAGCAGCGCCGCCCUGCUGGCCAGCGCCGCCGUGAUCUCUGCGAUCACCGGGAUCCGACGCUGCCGCCGACACCUGAACGCCUCAGAGGACAAGCCACGCCCCCUCUGCCUGCCCGACCAAUCAGAGCGCCCCGUCAGUCCGGCCGGGGCCACGUAGCCUCGGGGGGGAAAUGGGAUUUAAUCCAGACGGCGACUUUAAACCCGGAGAUACUGGUUGGGUUUCUUUAACGAUGGACGUCUAAAUGGAUUUAACGAGGGGUCUUAACGAGGGUCUUAACGAGGGUCUUAACGAGCGUCUUAACGAGCAGGACGACUCGGCUCAGAGGAACUGAAUGAACUAUUAGAGAGUUUUUGAUGGCAAACUGAAGUCGUCCUCGUCUGAAGAACCGGAGAUAAAUGAAUAAUUAAACCAAAUGUUCUCAUGUUUUUAAUUAUUAGAGAAACUGCUGAAAUGUGUUUUUGUUUGAAACCUUAAAACUAUAAAUAACCACAGAGCAGAUUGAACAAAACGACUUUCAAUGAGACCGGUUUAUUUUGAGCUUUAAAAAAUAUAGUGUUUUGAAUAAAUACAAAAUUGGGAGAAAAUGUGAUAUUUAAUUACAUUUUGAAAAAGAUAACAAUUAAAUACUAAAUGAAUAAAUAAUACAUAUUCUUUAAAACAUUGAUUUCUGUAUUUGAUUUAGUUUGAGAAGCUGCUGUUGAUGAAAUGUCUCAGGGUUUGAUCUCAGGUACGCCAGGUGAGCUCAGGUGCGCCAGGUGAGCACAGGUACGCCAGGUGAGCACAGGUACGCCAGGUGAGCUCAGGUACGCCAGGUGAGCUCAGGUACGCCAGGUGAGCACAGGUACGCCAGGUGAGCUCAGGUACGCCAGGUGAGCUCAGGUGCGCCAGGUGAGCACAGGUACGCCAGGUGAGCUCAGGUACGCCAGGUGAGCACAGGUACGCCAGGUGAGCACAGGUACGCCAGGUGAGCUCAGGUACGCCAGGUGAGCACAGGUACGCCAGGUGAGCUCAGGUACGCCAGGUGAGCACAGGUACGCCAGGUGAGCUCAGGUACGCCAGGUGAGCACAGGCACGCCAGGUGAGCACAGGUACGCCAGGUGAGCUCAGGUGCCUAAAUGUUCCCUCAGUGCGAACAUGGAUCAUGUUUCGUUGAUAAAAUGUGUGAUUUGUAUUUUUGUAAUUGUUGCUUUGAAUGGGUUUUAAUGGGGGAAUUUUUUACUGUUUGUAUUUCUGAUUUAUAUUCUGUGUUUUAUUAAUCAAUAAAACAGCAAAGUGAUGUUCAGAUGAAAAGGCCCUGAGUGAUGUUCAGAUGAAAAGGCCCUGAGUGAUGUUCAGAUGAAAAGGCCCUGAGUGAUGUUCAGAUGAAAAGGCCCUGAGUGAUGUUCAGAUGAAAAGGCCCUGAGUGAUGUUCAGAUGAAAAGGCCCUGAGUGAUGUUCAGAUGAAAAGGCCCUGAGUGAUGUUCAGAUGAAAAGGCCCCGAGUGAUGUGCAAAGGGUUAAAGUCUCACGAGUCGGAUAUAAACUGUCUCUUUAAUAUACAUGUUCUGUAGCUGGAGGAACAUCAACGACGGAGAGUCACUGAUUCAAAGCUCUCCAACAGGGCGACUGUGGCUGCGAGGGAGUGCGUCGUCUUUCAACCAGAAGGUUGUGGGUUCGAUCCCAGCCCCUGCAGUCAACAUGUCGAUGUAUCCUUGGGCGAGAUACUGAACCCGUGGUUGCUGAUUGGCUAAUGGUUACACAAGCCAAGCAUGACAUCAGUUCAGGUUUUGUUUACACGUUAUUCGCCAAACCAGGAAUCUACAGAAUAAUCGAAUAAAACAAAUGAAAUAAAAGUGAACGUUGAUUUCUGAA